CUGGCAUAUAAAAAUGUGGGCACGGCUCGGAGAGCUAACAGUUAGCAGCUAGUCGCAGCAGAAGUGUAGUGUCUUAGUUGUAGUCAUGACUCAUCAACACGCACAUAUUCAGUGACACGCGCACUCACAUGCACGGACAGAUCGACAGAGGCCUGUUUUCACGCACGGUGCGGGGUUUCGCGGAUGUUUACUAGUUGUUUGCCUUUGGUUGGAAUUAUUCAUGACGGCGCUCCGGGAUUGGUGGAGUCCGCGGCAGGGGCGGGGCUAGAAGGGUUUUUGGGUAUGUGGGAGGGGGUGUUAGCCACUACACACACACUCACACACACACAAACAGGUCUAUUUGUGUCACAUACACACACACAGAGUGUGCGAAAAUAUUGGAAACCGAGAGUCGGGGGGGUCAGAAGACGACAACAAGUGGACUCAGCUGACUCGUACAGGACGAUCACUAUGAUUGGCUGAUCUGUCCUCAGGUGGAAGAUGAUCAGGAUGUCAUUGGACAAAGAGACUGUCCUCGCUCAUGAUGCGCCCAUCAGAGUCAGCCCCCCCUUCCCUGCCAAUAUCGCCCUAUCAGAGCAGCAGCAGUUGACUAAGACCCGCCCCCUCUGUCCUAAAAAUGGCCUGCAGCCAACGGGUAACAGCCAGCCCCCCCAUGCCGGCCCUCCCCCCCCCGCUCAGCGAAAUAUAAAGAGGCGUUACUCCGUGGGCGCCGGCUUCAAGGGACUGGCCAAGCGCCGUCGCCGUGCCAACAGUGACAGCCAGUCAGAGUCUGUGCUGCCUAGUCACUUUCUCUUGGGCGGGAACAUCUUCGACCCGCUGAACCUGAACUCGCUGUUGGACGAAGACGUCAACAGAGUGACCAAUCAGGAAACACCAAAGUGCUCGCCCCUGCCAUCACGGGGCGGUGACCCCGUAGAGAUCCUGGUUCCACGCGACAUCACCGACCCCCUGAACCUGAAAGGAGGUGGGGGAGACGGGACAGCGGCAGGGGGGGUCCUGCUGUCCCCCGUGAAGUCCAGGAAGAGACACAGGAACAGACACCAUGGCGGAGGAGGGGGAGGUGAAGGGGACAGGGAGGUGAUACCUGCUCGACUGUUUCCCUCCACAGCUGCACUGGCGGUACCUCUGUUGACCACAGAGGGCAGUGCUUCUGCGUCUCCUCUUCCCUGCGAACUCAACACGGCCAUCACCUGUCGAGACGAUGUAGCCCCGCCCCCCAUACUCCCUAGGAGACACACGCACCCUCCACCAGGCCACACCCACAAACCCGGCAACCAGGGUGAUGGUCGCCAACGGAGACGGCGACGCACCACCUCAACUAGGUUAGCAGACGGCAAUGCGAAUGCUGUCACCGCGACAACAGCGACUCAAACAACUAAGUUCCAGACACCACUGAUGGGAGAGGCAAAAAGUGGCAGGUGUGGAGGACCUCAGCCUGGCUCCGCUCGACCAGAGAGGAGGAGGAAGGACAAACACCGAUACCAGCAAGGCAACCACAGUCGUCACUAUGGCUACCAUGGUUUCUAUGGUGAUGGAUGGGAGGGGCGGGUGGGGGCGGAGGAGGACCCACGUCUCCGCCUCCUGGAAGCUUAUUGGUUCAGAGACAAGACUGUGCUAGACAUGGGCUGCGGUGCAGGGCACAUGGCCAUCAGCAUUGCCCGGAGGUUUGACCCCGUCCACAUUCUGGGGGUGGAGCUAGACAAACGAUUGGUCCACGCUGCCAAGCAGAACGUCAGGCACUUCCUGUCACAUGACCUGGUUGUGGAGGAGAGGAAGAGGAAGAGGGGAGGAACGACAGACCCCUCUCCUACAAGGAAAGGGGGAGGAGCGGAGGGGGAGGAGGAGAAGAAGGAGGAGGAGGAAGUGAUGGAGGCGUUACAGCAGGCGCUCUCCCUCCUCUCCCUCCCCCUGUCAUUCAGGGUGAGUCGGGGUCCUCUAUCUGCUCCUCCGCUUCUCCCCCCUUCGCCCUCCUCCUCCUCCAAGUUCCCCAACAACGUCACCUUCAUUCAGGGCGACUGUGUAUCAGAGCGGGACGCGUGGUCGGGGCGGGGUCAGUAUGAUGUUGUCAUGUGUAUGGGACUGACCAAAUGGGUGCACCUGCAGUCAGGUGACUGGGGCGUGGUCAGACUGUUCAAACGUGCCUAUCAGAGCCUGUCACUGGGUGGAUUAUUCAUCCUGGAGCCACAGCCGUGGAGCAGCUACGGCCGCAGCAAGAGGGCCUCGGAGACAACGCGUCGUCACUUCAGCAGCGUGAGGCUGAGACCUGAACACUUCACCUCCUACCUGACAGACACUGUGGGCUUCUCCUCCUACAGGCUCCUCAAACACACAGGUAUGUCGUCAGACACACACGACGCAAACCUGACUGCAGGGCCCGGUCAUGUCGUCGUCGCAGGUUUAACUCCAGAUGUGCAGUGACUGUGUUUUGCCUUCGGGGGGGACAGGUGGUGAGAGCAGGUUCAGUUGGAAAUGACACGUGUAGACCACCAGGGGGCAGAAGAACCACAGUUCACAGAGGUUUUUAUUGUUAUUGACAAUGAUGUGAACACGUUUGUCCGAACAUGUGAACGGACACGGUCCGAAUCUUACAAUCUGGCCAAUAAGAAGGUAGUCACGUGUGUUGUCACAGGGUCGACACAUUUAAUGGUCGCGAGCUGCGUCAGAGACAAGGUUUGAUUUCCCUUCAGUGAGAACCAUAAGGAAGCAGUUGUUUGUUAGCGUCACGGUGAGCGUCCAGCUGAUCAGGUUGGGAGCUCAUCAGUCAUGGAGAUUUCUGAAUAACAUGUGUGUGUGUGCGUUUGCCAGGUAACCAGCGGCCGAUCUACCUGUUCCACAAAGGCCCCGCCCAGAGGAAGUGAGGUCACCGGACGGGAUGUGACGGGCCUUCCUCUCAAG
Scophthalmus maximus (turbot) is the source of this 2895-nucleotide messenger RNA. Its product is annotated as 7SK snRNA methylphosphate capping enzyme. Gene Ontology annotation, molecular function: RNA methyltransferase activity; snRNA binding; O-methyltransferase activity. The transcript has 8 exons. Bases 481 to 2418 code for a protein of 645 amino acids. The record is from RefSeq and is a predicted model, not a curated record. NCBI's taxonomy places the organism in Eukaryota, Metazoa, Chordata, Actinopteri, Pleuronectiformes, Scophthalmidae. Gene Ontology annotation, biological process: snRNA modification.